AUGUCAUCGUUCGCUGGAGUAUCCGUCGUCACCGAGGGAAAGCUAUGCACCACGUCGGCCGUCGACGCCGGCGCAGACAGUGGGUACCAUCUGCUUGUGGUCAAAGGCUACUCGUACCGUACAAGAGAGGUAUCCAAGGGCCAGGUCAUAAGCUCGGAGCCUUUCAUGGUAGGAGGCCACCAAUGGGUCAUCCGGUAUUAUCCGAACGGUCACGACCCGAGUUGUGCCGACUUCAUCUCUCUCUAUCUCCGCCUUGACGCUGUUGAAAACCACGUGGCGGCCAAGGUGCAGCUCGAGUUUAGCUUCGUCGACGACGUCGAGAAGCAAAAGCGUAUCCGUGCAACCGAAACAUGCGGCUUCUCCGUCCAACAUCCUUCUUGGGGCUAUCCGAAGUUUAUGAGACGGGAUGUCCUCGAACGAUCGGCUCAUCUAAAGGGUGAUUGUUUCACCAUCCGGUGUGACAUCAUGGUUUGCAACACCAAGGAGGAUGCCGACGGCACCCUCCCUGGCAUACACGAGCAUUUUGACUAUCUGCUUCAGAAUAAGGUGGGUGCUGACGUGACGUUUGAGGUCAGUGGCGAGACGUUCGUUGCACACCGGUGUGUGCUCGCAGCCCGAUCAAAAGUUUUCAUGGCACAGCUCUUCGGCCCCAUGAUGGAGGCCACUACGUCCACUGCCAUACAGAUCAAAGACAUGAAACCAAAAGUGUUUGCAGCUUUGCUUAGCUUCAUCUACACAGAUUCGUUCCCUAAGAUGGAUAAGGAUAUAAUGUGGCUGCAAGACCUGCUUGUCGCGGCGGACAGGUACGAUCUCCAGAGGCUCAAAUUCUUAUGUGAAAAACAGUUGUCUGAGGACAUAGAUGUGGGCUCGGUGGCGUCCACUCUUGCUCUAGCCGACCGGCACCACUGCCACGGACUGAAGGAGGUGUGCUUCAAGUUUAUCCAAGCACAAUCUCCUGAGUGUUUGGAUAAACUAAUGAUGACUGAUGGCUGGCAGUGUAGUGUUACGACGUGCCCCUCUGUUUUGAAUGAGCUUGUUGCCAAGCUUGUGUCCAAUCAGAAGAAGAGCUAG
This is a messenger RNA of Lolium rigidum, 1071 nucleotides long. RefSeq names its product BTB/POZ and MATH domain-containing protein 2-like. The coding region runs from base 1 to 1071 and encodes 356 amino acids. The record is from RefSeq and is a predicted model, not a curated record. Lineage: Eukaryota; Viridiplantae; Streptophyta; Magnoliopsida; Poales; Poaceae. Gene Ontology annotation, biological process: protein ubiquitination. The transcript is spliced from 2 exons. Gene Ontology annotation, molecular function: protein binding.